Staurois parvus is the source of this 1592-nucleotide messenger RNA. The record is from the annotation of a GenBank genome assembly. NCBI's taxonomy places the organism in Eukaryota, Metazoa, Chordata, Amphibia, Anura, Ranidae.
AUGAGUUAUCCCGGUUAUCCCCCAAUGGGUGGCUUUCCCCCUAUCCCUACAGGAGACAAUCUCUGGGGGGUGCCUGGUAACCCUCCUCCCAUUGGGCUGGAUGUUGGAGGCUUCUCUCAGCAGUACAAUCCUCAACAGUACAUGGCAGGAUCUGGCUAUCCACCAGCUGGGUUUGGAGGCAUGAACCCACCACAAGCAGGAUACCCCCUGCACCUGGCGGCGGCUAUAACCCUGCACCUGGCGGCGGCUAUAACCCUGCACCUGGCGGCUAUCCCUCUGCACCUGGCGGCGGCUAUCCCUCUGCACCUGGUGGCUAUCCCUCUGCACCUGGUGGCGGAUAUGGGGCACCUCAGCAGCCUCAGGCACCAGGAUUUGGCAUGUAUCCUGCUCCAGGGGGUGCACCACAGCCUGGGAUGGCUGGAUUUGAUACAGGAUACCCAGGGCAGCCAUCACCAGCCCCAGGUCAGCCACCUGCAACGUACCCUGGUCAGCCACCUGCAACGUACCCUGGUCAGCAACCUGCAACGUACCCUGGUCAGCAACCAACUCCAAGUUAUCCACAGGCUCCAGCAGCUAAUCCCUCCAUUCCUCAAUACCCAUCUCCGCCAUCAGUGACACCUUCUAUUCCCCCACUUAAGGCUGGAACGGGUACCAUUACCGAUGCAUCAAACUUUGAUGCUCUCAGAGAUGCAGAGGUGCUCAGAAAGGCCAUGAAAGGAUUUGGAACUGAUGAGAAGGCCAUCAUUGAAUGCCUGGGAAGCCGGUCAAAUAAACAGAGGCAGCAGAUCAGCUUGUCCUUCAAAACUGCCUAUGGAAAGGAUUUGAUAAAGGAUUUGAAAUCUGAGCUCUCUGGAAACUUUGAAAAGACAAUCCUGGCUAUGAUGAAAGCACCAUCUCUAUAUGAUGCAUAUGAGCUUUAUGAAGCAAUAAAAGGUGCUGGUACAGACGAGGAAUGUCUAAUUGAAAUUCUUGCAUCUCGAACAAACAAGCAGGUACAUGAAAUCAACAGUGUGUACAAAACAGAGUUUAAGAAGACCCUAGAGCAAGCACUGAAGAGUGAUACUUCUGGCCACUUCGAGCGGCUACUUGUUUCACUUUGUCAGGGAAACAGAGACGAGAGCUCGAAUGUAGACAUGACUCUGGUCCAACGCGAUGUACAGGAACUGUAUGCUGCAGGAGAAAAACGCCUGGGGACUGAUGAGUCCAAAUUUAAUGCCAUUCUUUGUUCACGCAGUAGAGCACAUCUGAAUGCAGUGUUUUAUGAAUACCAGAGAACGUACAACCGAGACCUGGAGAAGAGCAUCUGCCGGGAAAUGUCUGGGGAUCUGGAGAGAGGCAUGCUUGCAGUAGUAAAAUGCCUUAAAAACACGUCAGCAUUCUUUGCAGAGCGACUCUACAAAGCAAUGAAGGGUGCUGGGACAAAAGAUAAAACCCUGAUUCGCAUCAUGGUAUCUCGUAGUGAAGUAGAUUUGCUGGACAUCCGCCAGGAGUACAAGAAGAUGUAUGGCAAGUCAUUAUACACAGAUAUCACGGGUGACACGUCUGGAGAUUACAGGAAAAUCCUACUGAAGCUUUGUAAUGGCAGUGACUAA